Hemisphaericaspora subhashii is the source of this 345-nucleotide messenger RNA. It is a transcript of the gene MVB12, whose product is annotated as Mvb12p. NCBI's taxonomy places the organism in Eukaryota, Fungi, Ascomycota, Pichiomycetes, Serinales, Debaryomycetaceae. The coding region runs from base 1 to 345 and encodes 114 amino acids. The record is from RefSeq and is a predicted model, not a curated record. The transcript is spliced from 2 exons.
AUGAUGGACGACACAGAUAGACUCGUACCUCCAAAGCUAAACAUAACUCAAGUUGAGAUAGAUGCUUGGAUAAGAGAAAUACAAGCAAUUGAGAAGAGAUUGAAGGAUGCAGUGGAGAAUGAUAAGGAUAUUGAAAAAUAUAAUGAAUGGAUUCAUGGACAGAGUAUAAAAGUGGCUCCGGGUUUUGAUUAUGGGGUUAUGCAACCGCAUAGAGCUGAGCCAUUAGUUCCAGAGAUUGAGAAUGAUAGCUUGGUUGAAACUAAUGAAAAGCAACAACAUCAACAUAAAGAUGUUGACGAUGAUGUGAAUGAAUUAGAUAGAAUAUUUGGUAAGACUACAAUAUAG